AUGUCGUCCUCCACCCGCGUGGCUCUGGUGACUGGGGGCAACAAGGGCAUCGGCUUCGCCAUCGUGCGCGAGCUGUGCCGCCAGUUCUCGGGGGACGUGGUGCUCACGGCGCGGGAUGUGACACGGGGCCAGACGGCAGUGCAGCAGCUGCAGGCGGAGGGCCUGAACCCGCGCUUCCACCAGCUGGACAUCGACGACCUGCAGAGCAUCCGCGCCCUGCGCGACUUCCUGCGCUGCGAGUAUGGGGGCUUAGACGUGCUGGUCAACAACGCGGGCAUCGCCUUCAAGAUUGCUGAUCCUACACCCUUUCCUAUUCAAGCAGAGGUGACGAUGAAAACAAAGUUUUUUAGUACCCGAAACAUCUGCACAGAGUUGCUACCUCUAAUGAAAACUCAAGGUGGAGUGGUGAACGUGUCAAGCUUUAUGAGCAUCAAGACCCUUAAGUCCUGCAGCCCAGAGCUCCAGCAGAAGUUCCGCAGUGACACCAUCACAGAGGAGGAGCUGGUGAUGCUCAUGAACAAGAAAUAA
Elephantulus edwardii (Cape elephant shrew) is the source of this 528-nucleotide messenger RNA. RefSeq names its product carbonyl reductase [NADPH] 1-like. Gene Ontology annotation, molecular function: carbonyl reductase (NADPH) activity. Bases 1 to 528 code for a protein of 175 amino acids. Lineage: Eukaryota; Metazoa; Chordata; Mammalia; Macroscelidea; Macroscelididae. The transcript has a single exon. The record is from RefSeq and is a predicted model, not a curated record.